Molecule: messenger RNA, 6751 nt
Organism: Xyrauchen texanus (razorback sucker)
Lineage: Eukaryota; Metazoa; Chordata; Actinopteri; Cypriniformes; Catostomidae
Product: syntaxin-3-like
Exons: 10
Coding region: 328-1185 (285 amino acids)
Biological process (GO): intracellular protein transport; exocytic insertion of neurotransmitter receptor to postsynaptic membrane; synaptic vesicle fusion to presynaptic active zone membrane
Cellular component (GO): synaptic vesicle; SNARE complex; postsynapse
Molecular function (GO): SNAP receptor activity; SNARE binding
Source: RefSeq, a predicted model, not a curated record
GAAAGAGAGGGAGAGGGAGGAAGACAGAUUAAACAGACUGAACACAACUGUUGUUUUAAUCCUCUGAGCGGAUAGAUUUAGAGGAGAAAAAACUACUGGUUCGAUGAAGAGCAGCCAUAUUGCAUGGACCAUUCUGGGAAUAUCAGGUCUCAUUCGAGGAGGAAUACGCGGAUCUCAGAGUUCAAGAGAACGCAUCCAGACUUCAGGACUACCGUCUUGACGAUAAUUUUACAGAGGAAUUCAUUAUUCAACUAGAGUUUUUUUUUUUUUUCAUAUUCAUUAUUUAUUUAUUUUAUUGUUGGAUAGUGCCAACGAACAUAUUUAAAGAUGAAGGACCGAUUGGAACAACUAAAGGCGACAUGUGAUCAUGAUGAUGAUGAUGUCGAAAUCGCUGUAGACAACCCUGCUUUCAUGGAUGAAUUCUUCGCCCAGAUUGAAGACAUCAGGAGCAGUAUUGAUAAGAUUGAUGAGAAUGUGGCCGAAGUGAAGAAACUUUACUCAGUUAUUCUGUCUGCCCCAACAUCAGACCAGAAAACACAGGAUGAUUUGGAGGCACUAACUAACGAAAUCAAGAAAAUGGCCAACAAUGCUCGUAACAAACUGAAGACCAUUGAAAGAAAUCUUGAGACUGAAGAAAUGGAAAGAGUAUCGGCUGACAUGAGAAUACGCAAAUCACAACAUGCUAUUCUUUCCAGGAAGUUUGUUGAUGUGAUGACCAAAUACAGUGAAGCUCAGGUGGACUUCAGAGAGAAGAGCAAAGGUCGCAUUCAGAGACAAUUAGAGAUCACUGGUAAAGCCACAACUGAUGAAGAGCUGGAGGAGAUGCUGGAGGGGGGGAAUGCUGCCGUUUUCACAGCAGGGAUUGUGGAUUCAGGGAUCUCUAAACAAGCAUUGAGUGAGAUUGAAGCUCGUCACAAAGACAUUGUGCGUCUGGAGAGCAGCAUAAAGGAACUGCAUGACAUGUUUCAGGACAUCGCAAUGUUGGUGGAGAGCCAGGGGAACAUGGUUGAUAACAUUGAGUUGAAUGUGGGCAAAGCAGUUGAUCACAUUGAAGUAGCAAAGGCUGAAACAAAGAAAGCAGCCAAGUACCAGAGCAAAGCCCGGAAGAAGAUGAUUAUACUGGGUGUGAUUGGUGUCAUUGUACUCGUCAUCAUCAUCAUUAUCAUCAUCACACAGGUUGUAUAAUAACCUCUCCAUCAGCACUCCAUCUCCUCUGUGGCUACACACAAAAACUCAAUUAUUACGAUUUAUCAUCUUCCCCUGUCUUCGGCAUUCUCUGUCUUUUUCCUUGGAGUCAAGAAGACAACAAAUGCUCCACCCCCUUCAUCUGUGGCCCUUCCCCUCAUCAGCAUAAACCAAUGGGAAACCACUCUCUUGGAACCUUAGUGAUGGUCAAGGAAACAGAUACUGAUUUUUUGUAAGGAUGUAACGGAUUAAGGAACUUGUGCUACAUGCCACGAAGGGCAUUUAAAUUAAUCUUUUUAAACUGACAAUUUCAUGAGCACAGAAUAAGGGAUUUUUUUGUUUUACCAAUGAAGACUUGCAAAGGGAAUGAUAACCUGCAUUUCAUGCCUUAAUGUUUUUAUUACACUCUAUGUUCUUAAGACACAUGGAAACAUCUACAGGAUGAGCUACUGAACUGUUUUUGAUCAAAAGAGAUUAGAGUCAAUGAUGAUUUAAGCUUUUAUUCUGGGACCCUGUGAAAUGGACUGAAUGGAGUAAGUGAAGCAUGGAUGGGUCAUUCAGAAUGGAAGCCCACAUCUGAGACUGAUUUCUGAGUAAUGAUGGAUGUAUGUUUUUCUUUUUUUUAAUGUGAUAAACCAGUGUAUGUAAAAAAAACUUUUAGCAAAUUACUUAAUUAAAUGUUAUAUUUAUUAAGUAUGUUGUAAAUGUAAGAGAAAUGGAUGGAUGGAUGGAUGGAUGGUCAUUAUUAGCAAUGGUGCCAUUUGUGCUAGAAUCUUUCAGAAUGUUUUUAUUGAUCACUUAAUUUAUAUUAGGGCCUUAAACAGCGUAGACUUUGGAGACCACUAUAGAGGAAGCACCAGAUUGGUUGUCAAUUAAUAUGGGGUUUUCAAUUGCCAUUUUUAAACCAUUGCCACUAAUCCUAAAUAUGUGGUUACAGCCUUACGCAGUACCAACAGUACUUUGUAGUUUCUUACCCUAAAGCACUACAUUAUUUCAACCCCAUAACAGUGCGCUCAUACAUUGAAUUUGUCAACUGACCACGUUUUGGUAGUAUCACUCAGUUUCGGCAUGCCACGCAAUAAAUCACAUACUGCAAUUGAAAAAAUAUACAAUAACGACCCAUUGCAAAAUAUGCUUUUUAAUGCCUGUAAAAAAUCGACCACUCAAGACUGUAAGAGAAACUUAACUUUAUUUGAACUAUGUGGUCAAACAAAUCAUGUCACUCCUUUAAAUAUGAUAUCAGAAAGGGAAAUUUCACAGCAUGACUGGGUUAAACAGUGAGACAAAGACACAUUUAUCUAAAUACAUAGACAGUGAAAGCAUGAUAUUUAAAUUGCAAUAAAAGAAAAAUUAUGUUAGAAUUGUAGAAUUGAAUCAUUUUUUUAUUCUACUGUAUAUAACUCAUUGAAAUGUAAUGGUGAUGACAGUGGAAAUGCACACUGCAAGAUAGAUAAAACAGAGUUUACAGCAGAUUAUUUUAAGGAUACUGUAAAAAUAUAGUAAUUUUGAAUGGAUACUGAACUGUUGAUUAUCCUCAUAAAUAUAUCAGUAGUACGUCAUGAAGACACAUAAAACAAAUGGCACUGUUUUGUUUUUUAAAAAUUAAUCAUGGAUGGAUGUGUUGGAUCCAUGAAGGGCAGAAUCGUCUUUCAUGGAUGACAUAAAAUUAUUUAUACUGUACAGCCAGCGACUAUUUAAUGGGAAGGUAGUCCAAGAAAGAUCAAACUGAAGAUCAUGUGUAUGACUAUACAUUAUAGAUGUUCAUGAUCUCAGCAUUAGGGAAAAGUAACUCAUCUCAUCCUUGUUAAUAGGAAUCUGUAGAAGGUCCCUAUUGAAAGGCAGAACAAACAUUUAAUUUAGAGAUGGACCAUGUACAGGUUCUGAUGGAGUAGAGGAGGCUGAUACAUCUUUUCAUUGAAUCACCUGACCACCAGCUAAAUGAGGGCACUGUGUGUGACUCUAAAUGAUAGCAUGUCUCAUUUAUAUUUUCAGAUAAUAGACUACAAUGAACAAGUCAGGAAAUGUGUGCAUUUAUAUAGCCUACAUCAAUUAGAGUAAUAAGAAAUAAAACCUCUAUAUCUGUGAAACGAUCACAUAUUAUCUAGUUAGUGAAGAAGAAUAACAAGUAAUUAAUUGCUUAUGCUUUUAAUUGGCAUACAUUACUGUCAUGUAUUAUCCUGUCGUGUUUCACCUUGCUCAUUAGUUUUCACUUUUGUCCUUUAUUUAACUCCAUAGUCUCCUUGUUAGCGUUCGUGUUCACUGUCAUUGUUCUCACCUGUGUCUUGUUUGUAAUCAUCCUGCCUUGUGUGUAUAUAACCCUGCACGUUCCUCCAUUACCUGGUCAUUUGUUGAAUGUUGUCAAGCCUGAUCUGUGGUUUCCUGCCUGAGUUCUUAGUUUAUGUUUGUUUCCCCAUCGAGGGUUUUUCCUUUGUGUUUGUUUAAUAAAUAAAGAAGCCUGCAUUUAGAUCCUCUCUCCUCACUGCCUCAUUCCUAACAGAACGAUCAACCAACAAUGGAUCUAGCAGGGUUCCUCACGGAGCUGACACAGGCGGACCUGUCUGUCCGGGAGUUCUCACACUUCUUCACCAGUGUGGCCAGUUACACCGGCUGGGAUGACCACACUUUAAAGUUGGCGUACUGGUUCGGUGUACCCAAACACCGAUGGUGGGAACUUCCGGAGACUGCACCUGGCGGGAGUACGUGGGACUCAUCAUGGAGGAGUUCGCUGCCGGGGAACCACCUCUCCAGAUCCCAGCUCCCGCCUCUGGGCUUUCCUCGCCAACCACGGUGCGUGAGCCAACAACCACGGUGCGUGAGCCAACCCCCACGCCUGCCGUGGUCAAUGAACCAGCGCUGCUAACUUCACCCGCCCGGAGGAGGAGGAGAAGAAAGGCCUCUGCUCUCCAGCCUCCGCUAACCACGGCCAACCAGCCAGCGCCUGUGGCCUCCGAUGUCAGUGAGCCAGCGCCUGUGGCCUCGACCGUCCAAGAGCCAGUACCUCCCGAGCUUCCCAGAGCUCUGCCUCCUGAGCUCCGCCUACCGAGCUUUCCAGAGCUCUGCCCCAGAGACUCUGCCCCCCUGAGCCUCCCUUGGCUCCGCCUCUCGAGCCUUCCAGGGCUUCGCUUCUGGAGCGUCCUACGCCGCCACCUCCCUCGGCGCCACCUCCAGAACCUUCCAGACCUCCGCCUCUAGAGCCUCCUACGGCGCCACCUCCAUCGGCUCCUUCUCUAGAGCCUCCUACAGUGCCACCUCCAUCGGCUCCGCUUCCAGGUCUCCGCCUCUAGAGCCUCCUACAGCGCCUACUUCCACGCCUCCGCCUGCAACGGCUCCACCUCCCACGGUUCGGCCUCCUGAACCUGUCCCCGUCCUAGGGCCACCUCCCAGGCUUCCUGUCCUGUGGUCGCCUCCCAGGCCUCCUGAACCUGUCCCCAUCCUGUGGCCGCCCCCCGUGCCUCCUUGGACUGCCUGUCUGCCCCCCGUGCCUCCUUGGACUGCCUGUCUGCCCCCCGUGCCUCCUUGGACUGCCUGUCUGCCCCCCGUGCCUCCUUGGACUGCCUGUCUGCCCCCCGUGCCUCCUUGGAUGGCCUGUCUGCUCUGUGCCCCCUUGGACUGCCUGUCUUGUGCCACUUUGGUCUGUCUGUUUGCCCCUUGUGCUCCCUUGGUCUGUCUGUUUGCCCCUUGUCCCCUCUUUGGCCUGCCCCCCCCCUUCACUCCUUGGACUAAUAUAUAUAUUUUUUUUUUGAGGAGCGUCUGGAAGCCGCUCCUUUUGAGGGGGGGGUUAUGUCACGAUUCCCUUGUUGUCUGCCCUGGGUCUCACUUGUCUUUGUCAGGAACUACACUUCCCAUGAUCCUCGGCCCUCAUCACUGCCAGCCCUGUGUCAUGUCUCCAGUGUAUAUAACCCUGUUUGUUCUCCAUUCCCUUGUCGAUCGUCGAUGUUUUUGGAUGCUUGUUUCCGUGCCCUUUGUUUAUCCUGUCUGUUAAACCUUCGUAUGUUUUUCCGUGUUUGUUUCUUUCAAUAAAGAACCUGCAACUAGAUCCUCGUCUGCCUUCCAGCUCAUCAUAACAAUUACCUACAUAUUGAUACUAUGGGAUGUCAUUUUAUAAAUAACAUUAAUAUUAAUUGACUGAAGGAACUGCAAAUAGAAUGUGGGUGCUAUAAUCAUUUUAUUCUAUGAUCUUUUUUGAAAAAAAAAAUGAUUUAUUAGAAGGGCUAAAUAUAUAAAGCCCUGUGUUCACAGUGAAUAGUGUGGGAGACUUUUCCAAUGUGUUCUGCUUUAAAACAAUAUUAUAGUAUUAAAACCUUCCCAUUAAAAGUUAAAGCACAAUGUGCACAGUUUCUUCACUUUUGAAUGCAAAUCUUCAGUGUGAGACUGGAAAUGCAGGAGUAAAGAAGAUUUGUGAUUUAAAGAUUGCAGUUUACUGUAAUAUUGUUUUAAAAGUAUAAUAUUGUGCGUGAUCUGAACUUUAAAAGGGCACGCAUGCACUGACAGCUUCUGAAACAUACUAACAUCUACCUGAAAUAAACUAACUCUGGAACAUAACCUACUCUGAAGAUUUUUUCACAUUUAGAGUGAUGCAAAAGACCAUUUGAAUGGUCUGAAUUGAGCAGUCUGGACUGUUCUGGUGGGUUGAAACCAUCUCCCAUUGUGGUUUGAAUCAGAUUCAUAAAAAUCUGAUUUCAUGUGUUUUUUUUUCAUAAACUCAUCUGGAUACAAUUUGGAUAUGCAAAAAAUCAGAUUUUUAGUGGCAGUCUGAACAAAGCCUAGGCUGGUCGCUUGACAUUGUCAGUUUGCUCGUUCCUGUUGCGUGUCCUCAACCUGGCAACCCGUGUGAGCUUUGAGUCUGGGGAGGAGGGGGCGGGGAGACAACUCUCUCCAAUAUUUUGAAUUUGGUCUUUAGUACCCAUUUGAAAUGCUUGAUGACAAUGUUACAUAUUGCUCCAUCAAUCUAUCUUAUACUUACACAGGUGAAGGUAAAAAGAUUGUCAAACUGAGCAGGCUUGUAAUCUGUAUAUAUUUCUUAAAAAGCAGAAUUAUGUUAUCUGUAAUAACUAGCAGUUAUGCAUGUAUUGUUAGUCAGUGACCAACGUUAUAGUAGCAAAAAUGUAGAAUCUGUAUUCUUGACCACAGCCGACGGUGAGUCCUCUCUCAGCCUUAAACACAGAUACACAUACACACAGCCCUUAAACCCAGACUUUUCCUUUGUUUUAUUCCUCUGUCCCCCUUUUGUCAGUUUAAAGGAGUUAUGCAUUAGAUGUGCUGCAUGAGAAACUAAUAACAAGACAUAUUAAAAUAAAAGGAUUGUUGGUCCACUAAAGAUUACAUUUACUUGCAUGUAUUUCUGUCUCUUUCCCAUGUGCCAUCUCUAACUUUUUCCUGCUCUCUCUUUUUAUUUAUAUUACUACUCUUUCCAUCAUUCACUCUUUCUCUAUGUAGAAGAAAAUGAUGAUCAUGCUUUGCUGUGCAAUUCUGGGGAUUGUUGUCUUUUCUUACCUUUACAGCUUCUUUUCCUAAUGGUAAGUGUUGAAGUGAAAUAUCUAGUAUUUACAUUAAACUUUGUUUUUAA